GCCGAGUACGUCAUAUCAAAAUUGUUAUCGCCGGUAGAAGGAUGUACGUGAAAAAGUCGUUAGUUGUGUUGUGCACUGUUUUGGUGUUUAGCAGUGCGGCGUUUGUGGACAAUAUCCCAAAAUGCAGCAUCAAAGACAGCGACUGUCAACGGCAGUCUCUCCAGUACGUCAUUCGGGAAGCCAGCAAGACGGGAAUCCCUGAGGUGCAGAUCGCUCCGUUCGACCCCCUAGAGCUACAGCAAGGCAUAGACAUCCCCAUACAAGAUAUAGUCCAGUUGCACUUUAGUGAUGGUGUCGUCAAAGGGCUAGGGAAAUGCCUGGUCAAUGAUUUUGUAACCAAAAUUGAACAAGGUCUGGCCUCCCUGGAUAUCACCUGCAACAUCACAGUGAAGGGCCACUAUAAAGCCAAUUCCUCCAGCCCUGUGAUCAAGUCUUUACUUGGAGGCGAAUCAGUGCAUGGUGACGGUAGAGCCAAAGUGAAAAUUGAGAAAUUAAAUCUGAAGUUUGACUUCAACUUCUACGUGGAGAAGCGGGACGGGGAAACUUAUUUCAAACGCAAAGGCGAGAAAGUGAAUUACAAAUACGAUGUCCUGGGACAAGUUCAGUUUGCUGCCGACCAUCUUUACCUUGGCGAGCGAGAUGCGAGUGAACUCCUAACCAAUAUGCUGAACCAGAAUUGGAGACUAGUCAUGCAGUCCGUAGGCAAUAACAUCAUGAAAGGCGCCAUGGGCACCGUAGAAAAGUUCUUAAGGAAUUUCUAUGACAAUAUUCCCACGAAAUUCUACAUUACCGAAGAUCUGUCGCAAUAUGCAUCCAACUAAACCAGUUCCUCAAAUCAUAGUUUAAUAACAUGUGAUAAUAAGUAUUAUUAGGGAGAUGUGAUAUACUUUUAAUGUUUUUGUCUCAUUUUUAAAUAAAUAUUUAUAUAAAAUAA
Ostrinia nubilalis (European corn borer) is the source of this 934-nucleotide messenger RNA. RefSeq lists its product as uncharacterized. NCBI's taxonomy places the organism in Eukaryota, Metazoa, Arthropoda, Insecta, Lepidoptera, Crambidae. The transcript is spliced from 5 exons. The coding region runs from base 42 to 821 and encodes 259 amino acids. The record is from RefSeq and is a predicted model, not a curated record.